AUGGCUCCCACAAUCCUGGCCAAGCGGGAGUACUACGUUGAUGCUUACGGCAACUACCAAUUCGAUUCGUGGUGGGACAGUCCUGCCGGAUACACCGUCAAAUACGUCGUCUUCGCCGCCAUAGUCCUCUUCAUCAUCGUCUGGUUCGUCGGCGGCUACUACCAUGCCCAGCGCCGGAUGAAGAAGGGUCUCCCCCCGCUCGCAUAUCACCGAUUCCUAGUCAACAGACGCCAACGCGCCCAAUUCGACCCUACCUAUCAACAUCCUCAGCACCAUUACACCGUCUACCCCCUCCAUCGGCCGUACUAUAUGCAGCAACAGCAGAACGGCUAUCAAAUGCAAAACUACCCCGAGCCGCCACCACUCUACAGCCAUGAUGUUCCACCUGCGUACCAAGGCCCUCCGGGUGGCAGCAAGGCGAACCCGCAGCAGGAGUGGCAUAUACCUGCACCGGGACAAGAGUCAGGCGUGACCACACACGGCGGUCCCGCCGCCGAGAGCAGCUCAGCUAGCUAUUCGCCGCCUUCGGGUGCGCCGAUUGCGCCGGGCGGUAGUGCUGGUGGGCCAGCGCUUCCGGAGAGGGUGCAUGCUGGGAUGGGGAAGAUCUUCAGGAGGAACUAG
Messenger RNA from Coniosporium apollinis CBS 100218, 621 nucleotides. RefSeq lists its product as uncharacterized. Lineage: Eukaryota; Fungi; Ascomycota; Dothideomycetes. The coding region runs from base 1 to 621 and encodes 206 amino acids. The transcript is spliced from 3 exons. The record is from RefSeq and is a predicted model, not a curated record.